Molecule: messenger RNA, 2918 nt
Organism: Chiloscyllium plagiosum (whitespotted bambooshark)
Lineage: Eukaryota; Metazoa; Chordata; Chondrichthyes; Orectolobiformes; Hemiscylliidae
Product: polypyrimidine tract-binding protein 2
Biological process (GO): mRNA processing
Cellular component (GO): nucleus
Molecular function (GO): RNA binding
Source: RefSeq, a predicted model, not a curated record
UAGGGGAAGGGAGACAAGCGAUAAGCGGCGCCAUUUUGUGUGUUCACUGUCGGCGGCAGUUGGUACUUAAACCUCUGGUAAUCCGGCAAUGGACGGCAUUCUCACUGAUGUUACAGUUGGCAUAAAGCGGGGAUCUGACGAACUUUCUGGCACCAUUCUUAGCAGCUCAAACUCUGCCAUGAGCAGUGUGGUUGUUACUGCUAAUGGCAGUGACAGCAAGAAAUUUAAAGGUGACGAUAAGAUGAUUGGUGCACCAUCUCGUGUCCUCCACAUCAGGAAGCUGUCUAGUGAAGUUACGGAAACUGAAGUCAUAGCUUUGGGUUUACCAUUUGGCAAGGUUACCAACAUUUUGAUGUUGAAAGGGAAAAACCAGGCUUUCUUGGAAAUGGCUUCAGAAGAGGCAGCCAUCACCAUGGUGAAUUACUACACUGCAGUAACACCUCACCUUCGGAAUCAGCCUAUCUAUAUUCAGUACUCCAACCAUAAAGAGUUGAAGACAGAUGAUGCUUUAAACCAGCGUGCCCAAGCUGUUCUUCAGGCUGUAACUGCUGUGCAGACAGCAAGUACCCCACUUGCUGGAACUACAGUCAGUGAGAGUGCAGUGACACCAGCUCAGAGCCCAGUACUCCGAGUAAUUAUUGACAACAUGUAUUAUCCAGUAACUUUGGAUGUACUUUAUCAGAUUUUUUCCAAAUUUGGGCCAGUAUUGAAAAUCAUUACUUUUACGAAGAAUAAUCAGUUUCAAGCUCUGCUGCAAUAUUCUGAUCCUAUAAAUGCACAGCAAGCAAAACUGGCUCUGGAUGGUCAGAAUAUUUAUAAUGCUUGCUGUACCCUCAGGAUUGAUUUUUCAAAAUUGGUGAAUUUGAAUGUAAAAUACAACAAUGAUAAAAGUCGUGAUUACACCCGUCCAGAUCUUCCUUCAGGAGAUGGCCAGUCAUCAAUGGAUCCUGCCAUUGCUGCAGCAUUUGCAAAGGAGAGCUCCCUUCUUGGUACUCCAGCAGGAAUGAUGUCCAGUCCAUACAGUGGAGGCUCUGGGUUCCCAACCUCAUUAAGCUUUGCACAGUCUGCAGCUGUUCCAGGAUCCCUGAGCCCAUUGGCUAUGCCUGGGCGUGUAGCAAUGUCUGGAGUUGCUUCUGCCAACCACAGUGUUCUUCUGGUUAGCAAUCUGAAUGACGAGAUGGUUACGCCCCAAAGUCUGUUUACCCUCUUCGGUGUUUAUGGUGAUGUGCAGCGUGUGAAGAUUUUAUACAAUAAAAAAGAUAGCGCUCUUGUACAAAUGACUGAUGUGAACCAGGCACAAUUGGCCAUGAGCCAUUUAAAUGGGCAGAAAAUGUAUGGAAAGAUUAUCCGUGUCACACUGUCCAAACACCAGACAGUGCAGCUACCUCGAGAAGGUCUGGAUGAUCAGGGAUUGACAAAAGAUUUUACCAAUUCUCCACUUCAUCGUUUCAAAAAACCUGGAUCAAAGAAUUUUCAGAAUAUAUUCCCUCCCUCUGCUACACUUCAUCUUUCAAAUAUUCCACCUUCAAUUACUGAAGAUAAUCUCAAGAUACUUUUUACAAAUACUGGUGGCAAAGUCAAGGGCUUUAAAUUUUUCCAAAGAGAUCACAAAAUGGCGUUACUGCAAAUGUGUUCUGUGGAGGAAGCCAUUCAGGCACUCAUUGACCUUCACAACUAUGAUCUUGGAGAGAACCAUCACCUGAGAGUCUCCUUCUCCAAAUCGACUAUCUGAAAAUACCCAGAGAAAGCUUACAGUUCAAUUAUUUGAUUUUGAUUUUGUGGUUUGUUGUAGACUUGUUUCAGGAAGGUGGGACCACAGUUUAGCAAUUCCAGCUAUUGUCAUUCCUUCACAUAUACAUUUGUUACACUGAAGUUUGGAGGAUGAGCAAUCACUAGAACAGGCAGAGGAAAUUCAUUCAGCAACUGCUUGGGAUAAAAAUUCAAAACAUUCUUACGUUGAAGUUUUUUUCAGAUAAUUCAUUCAUUUUUAGUUUUUGAAAAUUUGAAUAAUGUCUUUUUAUUUAGUAGAAAAAUGAAGAGAAAUGUGCCUUAAAAGUUGAUAAACUAUUAAUACAAGUGAAUAUACUAUGAAAGUGAAGCUGGGGCCUUCUUUUGGGCACAUGGUUGGAGAAUUUAAGUAAUAGUUGGGAGUAUUGUGUAAGUGUUAGCACUAAGUUACAGUCUUGCUUGUUGCUGAAUAUACAUUUUGUAGAUGUUUGGAGUUGACAUUGCAAAUUGCUUAUGUGCAUUUCUAUUACCAUCUUUAGUUUGUAAUUAAGGACUGAAAUGGCUGUGGAUUUUUUGAGCAUGUGCAGUCCAGUCUAGUUAGUUAAUGAAAUUGGUGCAUGUGUCAUAGAAAGGCAAAAGAGGAAUGCUUCAAAAUAAGGAGCAUAAAGAAUAGUUUUGUGGCAGUUUUCUAGAAUGGACAACCAGGUGGGACCAAAGUUUAUGUGCCUUUAGUCUUAAUUUACCUUGCAUUGUAAUAUUCAGUUUUAAUAAACCUCUUCAAAACAUUUUGUAUUUGAACAGAAGCAGACUUUAAUAUAAACAGUUCUGUAUCUUCAAAUAAGAGGAAUUGUAUGAGUAAAGUUCAUCACUUGAAGAAAGUCCAACAAUUAUAAGUGUUAAAUUUAAGUAGUUUGGCCAAGAACUUUUCAGAUCUAUGUAUUAGCAUAAAUCACAUACAUAGCGUAUCUGAACUAUGUAGCAAAAAAGGUCAUAUAUAUUUUCUAUAUUAGUUACGUUUUUACAUCUUGAUCUCUAGCAAUGUAAAUCUCAGUAUAGUUUGAAAGAGGCACAAUUAAAAUUAAUUUUCUAACAAAAUUGGGAUGUUUGAUGGUUGUGUUGGCUUUGAUUUUCUUUUCUGUGUACUCUGUUCGCUUGCUGUAGCAUGCCUAAUAAAUACUUCUGUAGCUCUA